AUGGAUUAUCAAGAUAAACAACAACAGCAUCAACAUCAACAACAACAACAACAAAAAGAUGUUGUUUGGGUUACUUCAGGUUUCCGUGAGGAGUAUCUGAAGAAAAAGAUAUUGAACGACGAUGAUAGAGAGAAAUUGAGUGUGGUACCGAUGGUGGAGUCAAGAUUUUCGUUGGCCGAUGAAUUGCGUUUGGCAGAGGUCGCUGACCGUCAUCUCUUGAAGAACGACGUACAACACUAUGUCGAUGUAUUGUUGACCAUGAUGGAGAAUCGUUGGCAGCUCGUUGCAGAUACACUGUUGGGUUUCGCUACCGAGAAGCUACCGACAAAGAAACAAUAUAGGCUCGAUGCUCUGGCGUUGACCGUCUCCAACUUGACAGAGUUGCGCGAACUCCGCUUGCGGAACCAACGCAAUCCCGCCACACUCCACUCGGACCUGGUCAAAGAGUCGUACGAACAGCAACUCGAUUCGAUGGUCGAUGAAAUCUCAGCGAUAGCCGACGACAUUGAGAACGAUCGAUCGCAGACACUCUUGCAGGCAAACAAAACGCAACAAAAGAAAAAGUCGCACAUCUCACAGAUGAUGCACAGCCAGCUCGGUGCCGAGAGUGAACAGGAGUUGCGAGCACAACACCAGGAAGAGAGAGAAAUGGUAAAGGCGAAUCUAACCGAUGAGUACAACGAGUCGGUGCGCUCGAUCAUCGACGACGCCUACGAUAGUGAAGCGGAACUCCAAGACUUUGAGAUCGAAUGGAAAGACUACUGGCAGACGACAUUCAACCAGUUAUCGUCGAGACAGAACAGAGAGUUGGCAGAAUUUAGAAAGCGUGAGAAAGUUCUCUUGAAACACAAGGAGCUAGAGUUUGAGAAUAUCAAUAGGGAGUAUGAGCGAACCGUAAAUUUGGCCAACCAAAAGGCACGCGACGAUAGAAAACAAAUGGAUCGAGUCAAGAUGAAUGCAAGUUUACAGCAAGAAGAACUGGCAAACCAUUUGAAAAGAAUACCAGCGAUAUAUAGUCCACCAGCAGAGACACCUAUAGUACCAACCAUUGUCAAACCACAAACCUAUGAUAAAUCCACUCAAUCUCCAAUUGUAAUAACACCAACAACUACCAUAAAUGUAAUUUCAGUAACACCAAACACAAAUUUAAAUUCAAACACUACUACAACUACAACUACGAAUUCAAAUACAAAUACAACGCCAAUUUCAACAUCAAAUUCAACCACUACCUCAACGCCAAUUAAUAAUCCUCCAAAGAAUAUAAUAGCUAAUAACAAUAAUAAUGAAAAGAAUAACAAUAAUAAGACAAAAGUUGAAAAUAAACCAGUAACAAAAGAUAAAGAAGUAGCAAGCAAAUCAAACAAAGAUAAUAUAACAAAAGAAAAAGGUAAAGAAAUCAAAGUUGCUAAUAAUAAUAAUAAAGAUAAAGAGAAUAAUAAAAUAGAUAAUAAUAAUAACAAUAAUAAUAAUAAAGAUAAUAAGAUUAAUAGUAAACUAAAUAAUGAUAUUGUUGUAGAUAAAUCAGUUAAUAAAAAUGUAAAUCAAACAGUUGUAAAGAAUGUAGAAAAAGUAGAAACCAAAGUAGAAAACAAGAAUGAGGAAUCAACACCUGUUAAUAAUAAUAAUAUUGUUGCAAAUUCAGAUAAGAGGCUAGUAAGAAAGAUGGAGAAAUUGGUCAAUGACUUUGGAAUGUUCAGAAUCAAUGAGAAUGGGGAACCUGCAGCCGGUGAAGCUGAUAAGUACUCUCAUCUCGAUCCAAAUCAUCCACUUGCUCAACAGAGAAAGCGAAUCAUUGAAACCACCAAGAAACUAGUGGAAAUCAACCAUUCGAUGAAGGAAUUGAAUAAUGUCAAAUCAUUCAAAGGCUACAAUCCUGAACUCUUCCUAUUUGGAUCAUCUUCCAACGGACUGGCAUUCCAAUCGAGUGACCUCGAUAUCUCAUUGGUAACAUCAAAGCCACUCGACCAAACAAGAGGAACAUUCAGAAUUGCUGAUUUACUAAAAAGAAAUAACUUUAAGGAUAUUCAACCAAUUACAAGAACUAGAGUACCAAUUGUAAAAUUUAGAGAUGAAGAUAGUAAACUUUCAUGUGAUUUGUCCAUCAACAAUCCAUUGGCUAUUUACAAUUCAAAGAUGAUCUAUGACUAUUGUUCUAUUGAUAAUAGAGUCAGACCACUUGCAUUGGUAAUAAAGAAAUGGUUAUGCCAAUAUGAUUAUACACUUCUUACAGUCAGAAAGCAUUCAAAUACUACCGUCACUACAACAGUUGGCCAAUGGAGUGCCGCAUUUCAUCAAGGGAAAGAAAUUCGAUGGCAAAGUGAUGCCCGACAAAUUUGUAGAUGGCAAGAACGUCAAGUACUACAAUAG
Heterostelium album PN500 is the source of this 2367-nucleotide messenger RNA. RefSeq lists its product as uncharacterized. NCBI's taxonomy places the organism in Eukaryota, Evosea, Eumycetozoa, Acytosteliales, Acytosteliaceae. Bases 1 to 2367 code for a protein of 788 amino acids. The record is from RefSeq and is a predicted model, not a curated record. Gene Ontology annotation, molecular function: nucleotidyltransferase activity. Gene Ontology annotation, biological process: RNA 3'-end processing. The transcript has 4 exons.